AUGGGAAACGAUGAAGCGAAGGCGCAGUAUGGAGAAGACCUGCAAAAUCUAGUGUACAUCCCCGAGCUACUGAACAUCGAUGUAGAGAAAUUCUGGGGAGACAAAACAUUCGAAAUAUUUAACAAAGAGGAAAAUGUAAAAGAAUUACACAAAAGGAAAUUUGCAGCCAUUUUUUUGUACUCAACAACGUUAAGAACCAAUCACACCAUCAUGUACUUCCACAGCAACUCCUGCGAUUUAGGACAAAUAUAUGACGAAAUGUGUAACUUGCAUGAACACUUACAAGCGAACAUACUCGCCAUAGAAUAUACAGGGUUUGGGUUAUGUUAUUUGUCGGGAUCCCCUAAUCAAUACAAUAUCAACAGGAGAGCACUAGCUGCAUAUAAUUUCUUAAAGUCAUUAAAUUUAAAAAGUGAACAAAUCGUACUAUUCGGAAGAUCCAUAGGCACAGGAGUAGCUACAAAAUUAGCAUAUAAUUUAAAGUUACUUGGAGAUGAUGUUGGAGGAAUUAUUUUACAUUCUCCAUAUGUGUCAAUCGAAAAGCUAGUAGAAGAAUAUUUUACCUACUCAUCUUACAUCAUUGAAAAUAUAUAUGACAAUUUUAAAAAUUUGUCUGCCCUUAGUAAAGGUGAUGAUAGUGACACUCCCCUUUUGCUAAUACAUGGGAAAGAGGAUGAAGUUAUUGGCGUUUCUCACUCUGAGUUCCUCAUGCAGAAUUUGAACAACAAGUUCAAGACGGCCUUCUACCCCGCUGACUCGUACCACAAUUAUUACUACGUCAUUGAUGACCUCGGUGUACCCAGCAAGACCUUCCUAGACACCCAGAGCAAAUCGCGCCACGAGAAGUGCGUGGACAUAAUCGUGCCCAAGUCUUUCUUAAAAAAAGAGCUCGAGACAUACAGAGUUCUAACCGCAGAUACAGCGGGGACGCAACUAGGAAUAGGUAAGAACAAAUCCGAAGGGACAUCUACCGCACCAGACAUAGAGCAAAAGAAAAAAAAAAAAUAUGUUGCAUAUAGUGAGAGGAAGAGGAAUAGCGUCAAUUCUCUUCCAACAAAACGCACCAAUGAAAACGACUCGAAGAAAAAAGAAAAACAGUAUAAAGAAAAAUGGGAAACAAAAAAUGAUAAGAAUGUCGGACAUGUAACACCACGACGUGAAAAAGACAAAAUGGGAACCAUCGAACAGCCCUUUUCCAAAAACAGUGACAAAGAAGAAGAGUCCAAGAAAGAACCCCUAAAACAUAGUCACAAAAUUGACAUAAUAAUAUCAUCUCUAAGCGAAAAGGGAUUAAAAAAUUUGAAAAAAAAAAAGCACAAACAUAGUACAGAUCUUAAGGGAGCAUCUAGACAUGGUCUGAUAGCCCCCAGGAGGGAUAAGCUCAACGCAUCCGCACCCCCAUCCAUAUCAGCAUCUGCGUGUGCAUCGGACAGUGUGAGUGAAAGGAAAGAGCGGGAACAGAUAUCAAGCAAUUCGAAGAAUAAAAAUGCGGAUUAUUACAAGUCCAAAAAGGGGGAACACACACAAGAGACAAGGCACAGGAAGCCCCGUGAUAAAGAACCAUGUCGCAUAGAAAUUAAAAAAAAGGAAAUGAGAGAUAGUAAUGAGACAUGUGACACCAUGCAGAAGAUCAAUUAUAAUGAAAAGACUUUAAGUGGUUGGAAGAAAUGCAAAGAAGAAAGGAGCCAUGGGGAAUACAAACCUGAUGGACAGCAUAAGGAUGAUACUCUCUCCACAAUUGAUGAAGACGGGAAAAGAGAACACACUUAA
Molecule: messenger RNA, 1770 nt
Organism: Plasmodium fragile
Lineage: Eukaryota; Apicomplexa; Aconoidasida; Haemosporida; Plasmodiidae
Exons: 4
Coding region: 1-1770 (589 amino acids)
Cellular component (GO): membrane
Molecular function (GO): palmitoyl-(protein) hydrolase activity
Source: RefSeq, a predicted model, not a curated record